CUUUUUUUGUUACCCUUUUCAGGAUUGCACCCUUGUCAGGACUGGAUAGUCUUAUUAUAAAGCAAAGAAGAAUAAAUGAAAUAAUUUUUUUCUGAUUGAAAAGAUUUCUCUUAAUAAAGAGGAAAAUUAGUGUUUGUUUAGCCAGAAGAGUGAGAGAAGAUGAGUCAAAUGAGACUUUUUUCUUUAAAGAUGAAUGAUGGAUGCUUCAUGCCUAUGCUGGGAUUGGGCACUUCUGCCCCUCCUCAGGUUGCUAAGAGUGAGGUAGAAAAGGCCAUCAAGAGAGCAAUCGAUGUAGGCUACCGCCAUAUUGAUUCAGCUUAUAUGUACCAAAAUGAAGAAGAAAUUGGGAGGGCCAUCCAGAUGAAGAUUGCAGAUGGCACUGUGAAGAGGGGUGACUUAUUCUACACUACGAAGUUGUGGAGCACCUUUUUCCGUCCAGAAUUGGUCCAAACUUGCCUGGAAAGCUCACUGAGGAAACUUCAACUGAGCUAUGUGGAUCUUUAUCUUACUCAUUUCCCAAUAGCUAUGAAGCCUGGGGAGGACUUUUUCCCAAAGGACACAUAUGGAAACAUCAUUUUUGACACAGUGGAUCUCUGUACCACAUGGGAGGCCCUGGAGAAGUGUAAGGAUGCAGGACUGGCCAAGUCCAUUGGGGUGUCCAACUUUAACCGCAAGCAGCUGGAGAUGAUCCUGAAUGAGCCAGGGCUCAAGUACAAGCCCGUCUGCAACCAGGUGGAAUGUCACCCUUACCUCAACCAGAGCAAACUGCUGGAGUUCUGCAAGUCCAAGGACAUUCUCCUUGUUGCAUAUGCUACCUUGGGGUCUGACUUAAGGAAGAAAUGGGUGAAAAAGGACAAUCCAGUUCUCCUGCAGGAUCCAGUACUCAACACCAUUGCUGAAAAGCACAGGCGAACUCCAGCCCAGGUCACCCUGCGCUAUCAGCUGCAGAGAGGGGUGGCUGCUCUGGCCAAGAGCUUCAAUGAGAAGAGGCUCAAGGAGAACUUCCAGGUUUUUGAAUUCCAGUUGACCCCAGAGGAUAUGCAAAGUUUAGAUGGCCUAAACAGAAACAUGCGCUAUUUUGAAGAAGAUUCACUGUCUCAUCAUCCAAAUUAUCCAUUUCAUGAUGAAUAUUAACAGCAGUGUCUGUGGUUGCUCCAGAGUUCUUGGUUUUGGGUUGAUGAUUGGAGGACAUCUCAAGGAUGAGAACGUACCUGCUUCAUUCCAUGUCACUUAGCCUGAUCAGUUGCGAUAUGGCUGGGGUUCCUGGGGCAGGAAAUAAAAAUCUCUAAACCCAGUCUCUUUCCCCCAGAGUAAAUAAAGAUACAUUUCAAACAA
Balaenoptera acutorostrata (minke whale) is the source of this 1335-nucleotide messenger RNA. RefSeq names its product aldo-keto reductase family 1 member C3-like. Gene Ontology annotation, molecular function: aldose reductase (NADPH) activity; ketosteroid monooxygenase activity; androsterone dehydrogenase [NAD(P)+] activity. The transcript has 10 exons. The record is from RefSeq and is a predicted model, not a curated record. NCBI's taxonomy places the organism in Eukaryota, Metazoa, Chordata, Mammalia, Artiodactyla, Balaenopteridae. The coding region runs from base 160 to 1134 and encodes 324 amino acids. Gene Ontology annotation, cellular component: cytosol. Gene Ontology annotation, biological process: progesterone metabolic process; prostaglandin metabolic process; doxorubicin metabolic process.